AUGAUCGAUCAGCAUGGCCGAACACCUUUAUCGGGGGCCGCAGAGGACGGGCAGGAGGUUAGUGUCAAGCUGCUUCUUGAUAGAGGUGCCAUAAUCGAGACAAAGGAAAACUUCGGCCAGACACCACUAUCACAGGCCGCGGCGAAUGGGCAUAUCCAUAUUGUCAAGCUGCUUCUUGACAGAGGUGCCACAAUCGAGACACAAAAUAAUCACGGCCAGACACCGCUAUUACGGGCCGCGGAAAACGGGCAUAAUGAUACUGUCAAGCUACUUCUUGAUCGAGGCGCUAUAGUUGAGACACAUGACAACUUCGGGCAGACACCACUAUCAAGAGCCGCGGAAAAUGGGUAUCAGGAUAUUGUUAAGCUGCUUCUUGGUAUAGGCGCCACAUUUGAGACACAGAAUAAUUCUAGCCAGACACCGCUAUCACAGGCCGCGGCGAAUGGGCAUACGAAUGUUGUCAAGCUGCUUCUUGAUAGAGGCGCCACAGUCGAGACACAGGAUAAAUCUGGUCAGACAGCGCUAUUACAGGCCGCGGCGAACGGUCACAUCCAUAUUGUCAAGCUGCUUCUUGAUAGAAGCGCUAUGGUCGAGACACGGGAUAAGUCCGGUCAGACACCGCUAUUACAGGCCGCGGCGAACGGACAUACCGAUACUGUCAAUCUGCUUCUUGAUAGAGGCGCCACAGUCGAGACACAGGAUAAAACCGGUCAGACACCGCUAUUACAGGCCGCGACGAACGGUCAUAUCCAUAUUGUCAUGCUGCUUCUUGAUAGAGGCAGCAUAGUCGAGAUACAGGAUAACUUCGGGCAGACACCGCUAUCACGGGCCAUAGAGAGAGGACUUAAGGAUGUUGUCAAUAUGCUUCUAAAUAGAGGCGCUACAAUCGAGACACAGAACAACUACGGCCAGACAUCGCUAUCACAGGCCGCAGCGAGCGGGCAUAAGGAUAUUGUCAAGCUACUUCUUGAUAGAGGUUCCACAGUCGAGAUGCAGAACAAGUACGGCCAGACAUCGCUAUCACAGGCCGCGGCGAACGGGCAUAAGGAUGUUGUCAAGCUACUUCUAGAUAGAAGCGCUAUAAUCGAGACAAGGGAUCAGUCCGGUCAGACACCGCUAUUACAGGCCACGGCGAACGGACAUGAGGAUAUUGUUAAGCUGCUUCUAAAUAGAGGCGCUAUAAUCGAGACAAAGGACAACUCCGGCCAGACACCGCUAUCACGGGCCGCAGAGAAUGGGCGUGAGAAUAUCAUCAAGCUACUACUUGAUAGAGGCGCCACGAUCGACACACAGGACAAGUACGGCCAGACACCGCUGUCGUACGCGGCAGAGAAAGGGCUUGACGAUAUUGUCAAGCUGCUUCUUGAUAGAGAUUUCACAGUCGAGACACAAGACAAGUACGGCCAGACACCGCUAUCACGGGUCGCGGAGAAUGUGUCUUGUCAAGCUGCUUGA
Molecule: messenger RNA, 1455 nt
Organism: Penicillium pulvis
Lineage: Eukaryota; Fungi; Ascomycota; Eurotiomycetes; Eurotiales; Aspergillaceae
Product: ankyrin repeat domain-containing protein
Exons: 1
Coding region: 1-1455 (484 amino acids)
Molecular function (GO): protein binding
Source: RefSeq, a predicted model, not a curated record